Labeo rohita (rohu) is the source of this 1194-nucleotide messenger RNA. RefSeq names its product gastrula zinc finger protein XlCGF7.1-like. Lineage: Eukaryota; Metazoa; Chordata; Actinopteri; Cypriniformes; Cyprinidae. The coding region runs from base 161 to 928 and encodes 255 amino acids. The record is from RefSeq and is a predicted model, not a curated record. The transcript has 2 exons.
GCAGAUCUGGUUCUUUAAGCUGCAACCACGAGAUGGGAUUAAUUUUCAAUAAAAGCUAGUACCACAACAAUUCACCAUAUGCUGGUAAUCAUCUUACGAGACAAGGAAAGUGAUGCAGGAGAGACUCCAGGUGUAACAGCUGCAGUCUACUGUGGUAAAGAUGGAGCUUGUUAAAGAGGAAAAUAAGCACAUCAGUGAUCCAGAGUUUUCCAUAAUAAAACAUGAAGAUACUAAGGAUCAAAAAGAUUUGAUGGAAGAGAUGGUGAAAACACAAAAGGAUGUGAAACGUAAAAAGCGGCACACCUGCUCUCAGUGUGGAAAGAGUUUUGGACACAAAAACUACCUUAAAAGUCACAUGAGAAUCCACACUGGAGAGAAACCAUUCACAUGCCCUCAGUGUGGAAGGAGUUUUACUAAUCCAUCAAGUCUCUGUUAUCAUCUGCGUGUUCAUUCAGGAGAAAAGCCAUUUGGCUGUGAUCAGUGUGGCAAAAAGUUUGUUUCAUCAUCACAUCUAAAAACACACCUGAGAAUUCAUUCAGAUGAGAAGCCUCACUUGUGUUCUUACUGUGGAAAGUGUUUUUCAAGGCUGGAGAAUUGCAAACGGCACCAGAAAACACACAAUGCUGUGAGAGAACACAUGUGUUUCGAGUGCGGGAAGAGCUUUACUACAGCUUCCUUUCUAAAACAGCAUCAAAGAAUUCAUACUGGAGAAAAACCUUACAAGUGCUCAUAUUGUGACAAGAGUUUCUUUCGGUCUGAACACUUGAAAUCACAUGAGCGAGUUCAUACUGGAGAGAAGCCGUACCACUGUACUCAGUGUGGAAAGAGUUACACUCAGUCCUCAAGUCUAGUGCAUCAUAUUAAAAACCACUGUUCUGUGAACAAAUGCUAUCCUCUGAAUAGGUGCAUUUUGGUAAACAAUGUGUGAUUCAGGUUAUUCAGUUCUAUUAAAUAUGCCGGUUGAAACUAACUAGCAGUGCAAUUAUGUUGGGAAGCAACAAAAGUGUUUGAUCACCUUGAAAUGAUUACUUCAAUUUGAGUUUUAAAACAUAAUACUGGUCUGCAGGCUCUAUACACUAACACAAAAAUUACCGUUUGACUGAGAAGAUCUCAGAUUACCUGUGAUUUUAAAUAUGCAUGCUCAUUUUAAGUUUUAUUCUUUUCAGUGACAGUAAUAAAAUUUAUUUUUAUUGA